AUGCUGUCUGUUUUUUGCAAGCCGAGGGAGUUGCCCGGCAGUCCGCUGAGCCCAGUAGGGGCCAAGCGCCGGCUGCUGGAGCACUCCAGCCUGAUCCCGGAGGAGGAGGAAUAUCUGCAGCAAGUGCUGGACAGCCUGUACACCUCGCUGCCGGGGCGCCAGCACGCCUACGUCACGGAGCACUACUUGGGCGGCGGCGCCAACGCCAUUGCCUACAUCGAGUCGCUGACCCAGGGCAUGGCCAGCGACGGAGACGUGUCCGUCUUCUUCAAGGGAACCCUGGAAGACAACCCUGAGGAGUUGGAGGACGCGCAGUUCAUUCUGCAGGAGUACAAGCGCUGCUUCGACGUCGGCCCUGGCGGCGGCGGCGAAACGCCGGUGAUGGACGUCCUGGCGCAGCUGCGCGGCCCCUGGGCGUUUGUGGUGUACGACCGCAGCCACGGCCGCAUUGUGGCGGCACGGGACGCUGCCGGGGAGGAGCCCUUGUGCUGGGGCACCACGCUGCUCAGCGAGGGCGUGCUCUUCUCGAGCGACAAGGCGCUGCUGGAGGGCGAGUGCGCAGAUGCAGAUGACUUUCCUCCCGGGGCCAUCUAUGUUUCGGAAGACUUCUCCACUGUGGGCCAGAUCACCUCGUAUGCAGCGGACAGCGCGGCAGCCGCUGCGGCGGCGCAGCAGGAGGCGCUGUGCCGGGUUGAGUCCAGCAGCGACCUGCGCAAGGUGCCCAGCGUUGGCCAGAUCGAGGCCAACUGA
Molecule: messenger RNA, 750 nt
Organism: Chlorella variabilis
Lineage: Eukaryota; Viridiplantae; Chlorophyta; Trebouxiophyceae; Chlorellales; Chlorellaceae
Product: expressed protein
Exons: 6
Coding region: 1-750 (249 amino acids)
Source: RefSeq, a predicted model, not a curated record